CGUAGCGCGAGCGCAGCCUGUCAUCCAGACACCCUGCUGCCGCUCUGUCCGGUCCUGUCCUGUCCUGCUCCGGGGUGAAAGAAAGACCAAGAAAGCUGGACUACAGCGACAGCCACACAUCCGCAUGAGGGACUUAAAAUCUGUCACUGUCUCCUCGCACGUACAUUUUGCUGUCUGACGGAUACGAGUUCCGUGCUGACUGGAGGUAAGCCAUGGAGGAUGGGAAGCCAGUAUGGGCGCCCCACCCCACCGACGGGUUCCAGCUAGGCAUGAUCGUUGACAUAGGAGCCAACACGCUCACCAUAGAGCCACUGAACCAGAAGGGCAAGACCUUUCUUGCUCCAAUGAGCCAAGUCUUCCCGGCAGAGGAUGAUGUCAACAAACACGUAGAUGACAAUUGUUCCCUUAUGUACUUGAACGAAGCCACACUCCUGAACAAUGUUAGAGUGCGGUACAGUAAAGACCACAUUUAUACUUAUGUGGCCAAUAUCUUGAUAGCUGUGAAUCCUUACUAUGACAUCCCCAAACUGUACGGCCCUGAUGCCAUCAAGUCGUACCAGGGGAAAUCACUUGGCACUCUGCCGCCUCACGUUUAUGCUAUAGCCGACAAAGCCUACAGGGACAUGAAGGUUCUGAAGAUCAGCCAGUCCAUCAUAGUUUCUGGUGAAUCCGGUGCUGGAAAGACUGAAAACACCAAGUUUGUUCUCAGAUAUCUGACCACAACAUAUGGAAGUGGUCAAGAUAUUGACGAGAGAAUUGUAGAAGCAAAUCCCCUACUUGAGGCUUUUGGAAAUGCAAAAACAGUCCGGAAUAAUAACAGUAGUCGCUUUGGGAAGUUUGUGGAAAUCCACUUCAAUGACAAGAACGCAGUCGUGGGUGGAUUUGUCUCCCAUUACUUGUUAGAGAAAUCGAGGAUUUGCAUGCAGAGUAACGACGAGAGGAACUACCACAUCUUCUACAGGCUGUGUGCUGGGGCAUCUGAGGACAUCAAGAAGAAGCUGCACCUAGACUCUCCAGACAGUUUCAGGUAUCUGAACCGAGGAUGCACCAGAUACUUUGCCAGUAAGGACUCUGAUAAACAAAUCAUGCAGAAUCGCAAGAGUCCUGAGCAUCAAAAGGUCGGUGCUCUGAAGGACCCUCUUCUUGACGACCAGGGCGACUUCAACAGGAUGUGUGUGGCCAUGAAGAAGAUUGGUCUGGAUGACACUGAGAAGCUGGACCUGUUCAGAGUGGUUGCUGGUGUUCUGCAUCUGGGCAACAUUGACUUUGAAGAAACAGGGAGCUCCUCGGGUGGUUGUGUCCUAAAAAAUCAGUCAGGCGAGACUCUGGAGUACUGCGCUGAUCUGCUUGGGCUGGACCAGGACGAUCUGCGUGUCAGCCUCACCACAAGGGUCAUGCUCACUACAGCAGGGGGCGCCAAAGGAACAGUUAUCAAGGUGCCUCUAAAGGUGGAACAAGCAAACAAUGCCCGCGAUGCCCUGGCCAAGGCAGUGUACAGCCGCCUCUUCGAUCAUGUGGUCAAACGAGUAAACCAGUGUUUCCCCUUCCAGACUUCCUCCAACUUCAUCGGGGUGCUGGACAUCGCUGGGUUUGAGUAUUUUGAGCACAACAGCUUUGAGCAGUUCUGUAUCAAUUACUGCAACGAGAAGCUGCAGCAGUUCUUCAACGAGCGUAUUCUAAAAGAGGAGCAAGAACUGUAUCAAAGGGAAGGGCUGGGAGUGAAUGAGGUGCAUUAUGUUGACAAUCAGGACUGCAUAGACCUCGUUGAAGCAAAGCUGGUGGGAGUCCUGGACAUUUUGGAUGAAGAGAACCGGCUUCCUCAGCCCAGCGACCAACACUUUGCACUGGCUGUUCACAGCAAACAUAAAGACCACUUCAGACUGACGGUUCCCCGGAAGUCAAAGUUAACCAUUCACAGGAAUCUCCGAGAUGAUGAGGGCUUUAUCAUCCGGCACUUUGCUGGAGCUGUCUGCUAUGAAACGACUCGGUUUGUGGAGAAGAAUAACGAUGCCCUCCAUAUGUCCCUGGAGAGCUUAGUGUGUGAAUCAAAAGACAAAUUUGUUCGAGAGCUGUUUGAGAACUCCAACACCACCAAGGACUCCAAACAGAAGGCAGGCAAACUCAGCUUCAUCAGCGUUGGCAACAAGUUCAAGACCCAACUGAACCUGCUGCUGGAGAAGCUGCGCAGCACUGGCUCCAGUUUCAUCCGCUGUGUGAAACCCAACCUGAAGAUGGUCAGCCACCAGUUUGAAGGAGCUCUGAUUCUCUCACAGCUUCAGUGCUCAGGCAUGGUGUCAGUGUUGGACUUGAUGCAGGGAGGGUUCCCCUCCCGAGCCCCCUUCCAUGAACUCUACAACAUGUAUAAACAGUACAUGCCGGAUAAACUUACACGACUGAAUCCACGACUCUUCUGCAAGGCAUUGUUCAAAGCUCUGGGACUUAAUGACAAUGACUUUAAGUUUGGACUGACCAAAGUGUUCUUCCGUCCUGGAAAGUUUGCUGAGUUUGACCAGAUCAUGAAGUCUGAUCCAGACCACCUCGCUGAGCUGCUGGAGAAAGUCAACAAGUGGUUGGUGUGCAGCUGCUGGAAGAAAGUCCAGUGGUGCGCCCUGUCCGUCAUCAAACUUAGGAACAAGAUGAGUUACAGAGCUUUGGCCUGUAUUAAGAUUCAGAAGAGUGUCCGCAUGUGGUUGUGUAAGAAAAAGCAUAAACCACGCAUCGAUGGUAUGGUAAAGGUUCGAAACCUGAAGAAACGCAUGGAGCGGUUCAAUGAGGUGGUAAACGUGCUGAAGGAGGGCAAACAGGAGAUGGCCAAGCAGGUCCAAGAGUUGGCCGCCUCCAUAGACGCUCUGUUAGCCAAGAUAAAGGCCACAGUGAUGACCUGGAAAGAGAUUGACACAGAGUACCAGGGGCUGGUGAAACGCUCAGAGCAGCUGCUCUCUUCCAUGCAAAAGAAGAAGCAAGAGGAGGAAGAGAGUGAGAGGCUGAAGCACAUCGAGGAGGAGAUGGAGAAAGAGAGGAAGAGGAGGGAGAAGGAAGAGCAAAAGCGCAAACAGGAGGAAGCGGACAGAAGGAUGAAAGCAGAGAUGGAGCUGAAGAGGAAGCAGGAAGAAGAGGAUAGAAAAAAGAGAGAGGAAGAAGAGAAAGUUACACAGGCGGAGCUGGAAUUCCAGCUGGCUCUGGAGCGUGAGGAGCAGGUCCAGCGUGCCACUAUAGUGGAGCAGGAGAGAAGAGACAGGGAGUUAGCCAUGAGAAUCGCCCAGAGUGAGGCGGAGCUGAUCACUGAGGAGGGGCAGAUGGAUGCUAGCCUGCGCAGAGAUGAGACUUUUUCAGAUCUUCCUAUCUCCUCAUCCUCAGCCAGAGCUGUGGGUCCUCAGGUACAGGCAACCAAAGCUGCUGCUGGUGUGAAAAAGUAUGACCUCAGCAAGUGGAAGUAUGCUGAGCUGCGAGAUGUCAUCAACACUUCCUGUGACAUUGAGCUGCUGGCGGCCUGCAGAGAGGAGUUCCACCGUCGUCUGAAAGUGUAUCACGCAUGGAAGUCCAAGAAUAAGAAACGCAAUGAUGACGGAAGUGAUCAGAGGGCUCCUAAAUCUGUCACUGACUAUGCUGAACAGAACCCAGCUCCUCCGAUGACGGCCCAGCAUCAGGAAGUGGCCAUGAACCGCCAGCAGCGAUAUUUCCGCAUUCCUUUCAUCAGGCCCGCUGACCAGUACAAGGACCCCCAGAAUAAAAAGAAGGGCUGGUGGUACGCCCACUUUGAUGGGCCCUGGAUAGCCAGACAGAUGGAGCUUCACCCAGACAAACGGCCCAUUGUGUUGGUCGCAGGCAAAGACGACAUGGAGAUGUGUGAGCUGAGUCUGGAGGAGACGGGCCUGACCAGGAAGAGGGGGGCAGAGAUCCUGCCCAGGCAGUUUGAAGAAAUCUGGGAACGCUGUGAUGGAAUUCAGUACCUCAAGAAAGCCAUUGAGAACAAGCAGGCCCGCCCCACAUACGCUACCGCCAUGCUCCAGAGUCUCCUCAAAUGAACCAGAGCGCACAAGAUAAGCACACAACCACCAGCUUAGUCCAGAAACAUGACACUAAUACACACAGUCAAACACAAACAGGGCAGGGCAGCACAGUGUACCUGGGAUGAAAAGAAGUUUCCACAGAGGAAGAUGCUGAAUCAUCUUCCUUUUAACUACCUGUAUGUUGUUAAGUUUCACUUUUUAUAUCUUUAUUUUGCAGUGGAACACCUUAUUGGUGUAGGGUUAGCAUUUGUGUUCAGUCUUCUUCUCAGUCUAUGCUUGAAUGCAAUAUCCCACUGUGAGGCCUUAAAAUGCAAUAUCACUGCACAACACCAAUAAGUCUUAAUUGGUGCAUAGCCUGUCUACAGUAACUGUCAACCUGAAACCUUAAUGGUCUGCAAUAAAAAACUUGACUUUUAGAGAAAAUGUGUAGAGACAUUUAAUGGUGUCUUCUCUUUCAAGUAAUACAUGAUAGUCGUAUGAAUAUUAAGACCAUAAUUAGCAUUCAGUGUCUAUAAAUACAUCUGAUUUGAUUAGAAAGAAUUGAAUUUUUCACACACAUGCAGUUUUUCUUUCUGUACUUAAAUGUGACAAUCAUGGAUAGAAGGUCAUACAACUAAGAGAGAGAAAAAACGUUAUAUUUAUAAAACUUAUAUAAUCUUAUACUUUAUUUUAUAAUGAGUAAAAUAUAAAGGAUUCAAAUAUUAUUUCAUCCUCUAUGUACUACAAAUGUGACUACAUCAAAUGGAACAAAAUUCAUGUGGCUAAUUCUUGAAUCUUUUUUUAUCGUGUAGUUGAAGAAUGUAUUUUUCUUCCAGAAUAACCUUUUAAAAAAUAUUUAUUCAUUGGAAGAAGUGCUUAUACCACCUUAGAAGUCUUGUCUUUUUAUCCAUCCAUCAUUUUCUCAGCUCACACUCACACCUUUGUUGACUGCUGAAAUCCUUGAAAAGUGACACUCUUUUGUAUUGUUGUUUAUUUGAUAUUCAAGAAGGGAAGUGUAGAAGUUUGUUUGCAGUUUUGUGGCUUUGGGGUUGUUUUACAGACAAUAAUGUAAUUUGCGUGUGUGCUUGUGUUACGUGUGUUUGUUCAAGUAAUAUUUUAUGAAGCUGAUUAUUUGACUCCUCUGUUGGUCGGGUCGUGAACAUUCCAGUCAUCUCAUUGGACAAUCAAACACUACAUUUGUUUAGACUCACAACUAUUUAGUGAAAAGAUACAGUCAACUGUAACUAAUGAUUCAUAUGUUCCCUUUUUGAUUGUCUGUUGUACUUUGGCCUUUGCACUGGACUAAUUUAGAAAAUAAAUGAUUGCCCCCA
Molecule: messenger RNA, 5320 nt
Organism: Seriola aureovittata
Lineage: Eukaryota; Metazoa; Chordata; Actinopteri; Carangiformes; Carangidae
Gene: myo6b
Product: myosin VIb
Exons: 33
Coding region: 213-4025 (1270 amino acids)
Biological process (GO): vesicle transport along actin filament; inner ear auditory receptor cell differentiation; inner ear morphogenesis
Cellular component (GO): actin cytoskeleton; endocytic vesicle; myosin complex
Molecular function (GO): actin filament binding; microfilament motor activity; ATP binding
Source: RefSeq, a predicted model, not a curated record